Molecule: messenger RNA, 3116 nt
Organism: Fopius arisanus
Lineage: Eukaryota; Metazoa; Arthropoda; Insecta; Hymenoptera; Braconidae
Gene: l(2)37Cb
Product: lethal (2) 37Cb
Exons: 2
Coding region: 391-3054 (887 amino acids)
Cellular component (GO): intracellular anatomical structure; catalytic step 2 spliceosome
Molecular function (GO): helicase activity; RNA binding; ATP binding
Source: RefSeq, a predicted model, not a curated record
UUGAGGAGGUACUCACUGAAAUUGAAAAAUUCGAAAUUUUCAAAAAAGUAUCAGGGGAUAUAUCGAUACAAGAUACCGAACUGGAAAUAUCGAUAUUUAUAAUAUCGAAUUCUCGUGGAUUAACCGGCGAAAGACUAAUCGAUUCGACAUUACGAUUUAUCGUUCUUGUUGUUCACAUUCAUCAGCUGUUUAAUGUUCAAAGAUUCUAUAUGUCCACGUAUUUUUCGUGAACAAUUACAUGAAAUAAAAAAAGCUUGAGUUCACACGAUCACCGAUUUUUCAAUCCUCGUAAUUUCCAAAACUCUCAAACAUAACCGAUUUUAUCUGUCAUAAGCACUGAGAGUUCAGCUUAUUCUUCAGUCAGGAAAAAUUCAGUGAAAUCAAUCGACAAUGAAGAGAUACAAAAGGAAAGAUUCCUCAGAGGAUGACAGCAGUGAUAGCGAGGAGGAGCGCCGAAAACGCGAUAUCCAAGAACGAGACGAAUUUGCAAAUCGUUUGAAGGCGAGAGAUGAAUCGAAAGUUCAGAAGGUAGCGAUGCCAGCGGGUUCUGGUGCAGCGGAGGCAGCAAAAAGGCUAAAAAUCAUGGAAGCUGACUCGAGGGAAAAACUUCUACCAAAACUCCGAGUGGAGUCACGACGACAAUACUUGGAGAAACGAAAAGAAGAUAAAGUGGCUGAACUCGAAGCUGAUAUAUUGGACGACGAGUACUUAUUCCAUGAAGAAGUCUUGACAGAACGUGAGAGAAAUGAGAGAGCACACAAAAAGCAACUUCUUCAACUGGCAGUUGAGCACGAGAAAGCCAGAGAGCUGGAGAGGAUCCAGAGGUAUCACAUGCCCUUGGAAAAGGGAAAGGGAGAGGUAGAAUCAGAACCCUUAGAUCCUGAGCCACCGCAAUCAGAGCAGAGCAAGUGGGAAUCCCACCAGAUGACGGCAGCUCAGUUUAAAUUCGGGGUGAAGAACAAACAAGGGCGACAGGACUACGAACUUUUACUAGACGAUGAAGUGGAAUUCAUUCAAGCACUCCAGAUGCCUGGAAGUGUGGAACAUCAUCGAGAGACUCCACGAGUCAUGGAGAAACCCAAAGUACUGACUACGAUUGAAGAGACACAAAAAAGUUUGCCAAUUUAUGCAUUCAAAAAGGAAUUAAUUCAAGCCAUCAGGGAUCAUCAGGUUUUAAUAAUCGAGGGAGAAACAGGCUCUGGAAAAACUACCCAAAUACCUCAGUACCUCUAUGAGUCUGGAUUUACCAAAGAUGAUAAGAUUAUUGGUUGCUCACAACCGAGACGAGUUGCAGCAAUGUCCGUGGCUGCCAGAGUGGCUCAUGAAAUGGCUGUGAAGCUCGGCAACGAGGUGGGCUAUGCCAUCAGGUUCGAAGACUGCACGUCCCAUCGAACAAAAAUAAAAUAUAUGACCGAUGGUACAUUGCACAGGGAAUUCCUCAGCGAACCAGAUCUUGCAUCCUACAGUGUUAUGAUUAUCGACGAAGCCCACGAGCGAACCCUCCACACAGACAUCCUCUUCGGUCUUGUAAAAGAUAUCACACGUUUUCGCACAGAUUUAAAACUUUUAAUAUCAUCUGCUACUCUCGAUGCAAGCAAAUUCAGUGCAUUUUUCGAUGGCGCUCCAGUAUUCUCGAUUCCCGGUCGUCGUUUUCCAGUUGAUAUUUAUUAUACAAAAGCCCCAGAGGCUGAUUACAUCGACGCUUGUGUUGUCUCAGUGUUGCAAAUUCACGCGACCCAACCCUCGGGGGAUAUUCUCGUAUUUCUCACAGGACAGGAUGAGAUUGAGACGUGCCAGGAGAUGCUGCAGGAGAGAGUCAGACGACUUGGAUCAAAAUUGGGAGAGCUGAUGAUACUUCCAGUGUACGCAAAUUUGCCCAGUGAUAUGCAAGCAAAGAUAUUCUCACCGACGCCUCCUGGGGCCAGAAAAGUCGUUCUUGCUACAAACAUUGCUGAGACAUCUUUGACAAUUGAUAAUAUCGUUUACGUGAUUGAUCCUGGAUUUGCCAAGCAAAAUAACUUCAACUCUAGAACGGGAAUGGAGAGUCUCAUGGUGGUGCCCAUCAGCAAGGCGUCAGCCAAUCAGAGGGCGGGAAGGGCUGGGAGAGUUGCCCCUGGAAAAUGCUUCAGACUCUACACCGCCUGGGCCUAUCAGCACGAGCUUGAAGACAAUACUGUUCCUGAAAUUCAAAGGAUUAAUCUCGGAAAUGUGGUGUUGACUCUCAAAGCCCUGGGCAUCAAUGAUCUCGUGCACUUUGAUUUUCUAGACCCUCCGCCACACGAGACACUCGUUUUAGCUUUAGAGCAGCUCUAUGCACUCGGAGCACUGAAUCACAAGGGAGAACUCACGAAACUCGGCAGGAGGAUGGCGGAAUUUCCCCUGGAUCCGAUGAUGGCGAAGAUGCUGUUGGCCAGUGAGAAGUAUCGGUGUUCUGAGGAAAUUGCUACAAUCGCUGCAAUGCUGUCUGUAAAUGGAGCAAUUUUUUAUCGCCCUAAAGAUAAAAUCAUCCAUGCAGAUACAGCAAGGAAAAAUUUCCACGUGCCCGGUGGCGAUCAUCUGACUUUACUCAAUGUUUAUAAUCAAUGGCAGCUCAGCGAUUUUAGCACCCACUGGUGUUAUGAGAAUUUCAUUCAGCACAGAUCAAUGAAACGGGCGAGAGAUGUUCGUGAACAAUUGGUUGGCCUGAUGGCAAGAGUAGAAAUGGAACUCAUCUCUGGGAUUACGGAAACUGUAAAUAUUAGAAAAGCGAUAACUGCGGGAUAUUUUUAUCACGUAGCAAGAUUAUCGAAUGGAGGGCACUACAAGACAGCCAAACACAACCAAACAGUUUCCAUUCAUCCCAAUAGUUCACUCUUCCAGGAGCUACCGAGGUGGCUCCUGUACCAUGAGCUCGUUUUCACAACUAAAGAGUUUAUGAGAUCAGUUACAGAAAUCGAGAGCAAAUGGCUGUUGGAAGUCGCUCCUCACUAUUAUAAACCACGAGAAUUGGAGGAUUCCACCAACAAGAAAAUGCCGAAAGUUCAAGGACGCUCGAGACCUGAUGGAACUCAUUAAUUCGAUUGAUCAAUUGUAUUUUACGAAAUAUUGUAUAAUAAUUAUUUAUAUAGUUUUCUUAA